Anopheles coustani is the source of this 4188-nucleotide messenger RNA. RefSeq lists its product as uncharacterized. Lineage: Eukaryota; Metazoa; Arthropoda; Insecta; Diptera; Culicidae. Gene Ontology annotation, molecular function: inositol-polyphosphate 5-phosphatase activity. The transcript is spliced from 8 exons. The record is from RefSeq and is a predicted model, not a curated record. Gene Ontology annotation, biological process: phosphatidylinositol dephosphorylation. Bases 836 to 3592 code for a protein of 918 amino acids.
GUGAACGGCGAUUUUCCUGCUCUGACACUGUUUCAAUGUUUCGUAGUGCGGUUCGAUCGGGACAAUGCAGCGCAGUUUCUCACGCCUUUUGUGCAGAAGUUUGUAAUCGGUGAUUGGUUUCCGCGAGCGUUCCUGCUUCCGCCGCCCGAGAGCGCAUCACUUUCGCUUCCUUCGCAGUGUGGAACCGGAGGUGGAAAAGUGCUACACACCCGGACUGGCGUACGCAAACAUUUGCCCCCGAAACCUCGAUCCAACAGCACGACCAUCAGCAAUAAACACAAACCAUAACCACAAUCUCGCAGCCAUCAACUGGUCGUCGCGGAUGCAACAGGAAGAACACAACCUUUCCCGCCAUCGACGGACACUGGGAUGCUAAUCGUCUGCAAUGACAGAGUCGGCCGAGGCGGAUAAAAGUUUGACCUAUUAUUCCAAGGGUGUUGUUAUCGCACGGGCAUCCUUUCAAGGCAGCAGUUGCCUACUUACGAGAAUCGUCCGUGGUUGCGGUAAAGCCUGUUAGUUCCUCUUCGUCUACUUCGUCUGCGAGGAUUCACACCACAUUGAAUCCAGCUUCCAUCGCUGUUAUAAACAGGAUACAACAUCACUUGCAAGCUGUAAACCGUGAGCUGAACUGAAUAAGUAUCAUACGAUGCUCCGAAACCAAAAGUAACACCCAGGAAUAUGACUCCCAGCCGGCAGUGUACUUUGGCUACCAUAGGAACGCCUUAAUUCUUACCCUGCGUUGGAGUAAAUCCUUGAAAAGGACAAGAAGCUGCAAGGUUAAGGCAUCUCCUAUCAGCAAGUGUGUCGCCAUCUAAAAAAAAGGACAGCGAUCGCUAUGGCCUCCGCAGAAGCAGACACCAUACCAAUUCUUCUCAUAACCGCAAAUGUGGGCAGCGUUUUUGAAGACCCGUCCAAGCUGCUGCACCUCUGGCUCCGGGAGUUUCUCGACCAUGUCGCCCAGCACCGGCCAGCGUUUAUCGCGCUCCAUCUGCAGGAGGUCGGCGGCAAGACCUACGAAAAGUCGAUGGAGUACGUGCAGGAGUUUAUAAAGAAGCUCUGCGAGUCCGAGGAGCUGCGCGACUACAAUCGCAUCCGGGUGUACCUGGACGAGGACUACAACUCCGCAGAGCAUUUCACGGCACUGGGAAACUUGUACUUCGUGCAGAACACUGUCGACCAUGUGUUAAUGUGGAACUUUCUAACGCACGAAUGGGACCCGGUCGAGGGUAAGAGCAUACACACCGGAAGCAUCGAAACGGUGGCGAGCAAGGAGAAGGCCAAAUUUCCGCAGCAAUUUUUUCCGGAGUGCAAAUGGUCACGUAAAGGAUUCCUCCGCACGCGUUGGUUCCUGAGCGGUACGGUGUUCGAUCUAGUGAAUAUUCAUCUCUUUCACGACGCGUCUAAUUUGGCCGCCUGCGAGGAGUAUCCGUCGGUGUACUGUAAGAGCCGGCGCCGGGCGCUAGUGCACACACUCGAACGAUUUCAUAAAGACACUGUUAACCGACCAGUGCCAUACUUCGUAUUUGGUGAUUUCAACUUCCGCUGCGACACGGAAGGUGUUAUUAAGAAACUUACCGAAGAUCUCACAGUGCAUCGGGUACAGAAUGCGAAACACGACAGUACAAAGGUUCAGUAUCGUGACGCGGAUGGAGCAAACGUGCUGACGGUCGGGAAGAAGGAGUUUUUCCACAGCGAUCAAAGCACGUUCAAGGAGAGUUGGCUGCGUCAAUUCGACCGAGAGCUCGAUUCGCUCCGGAGCAUACUGUACGAGUAUCCCAUCACAUUCCCACCGUCGUACCCGUACGAGGAAGAUCCGAUGCAGCCGUGCUCGUACAUGGCGACCCGCUGCCCGGCCUGGUGCGACCGUAUACUGGUCAGCCCGGCGGCCCGGAAGCUGAUCAGCGACAGUAAUUUCAACGGCGAUGGCAACUCCGGUGCCGACGGCAGCGCCAGCGGAUCGCCCGUCCGCUACGGCAUCAUCGGAGCGAGCGUGUGCAUGGGAGACCACAAGCCAGUUUAUCUCAGCACGCGAAUCAAGACGAGUCAAGGUAUUUUAGAUUACUGUUCCUGUGAUACGCAUGCGCCCGCAACACCCCGUGUUGAACACCCAGUGCCCAAUAGUAGUAGCGGAAGUAGUAAUAGUAGUAGUAGUAGUGGUAGUGCAAAUAGUAAUAGUAGUAGCAAAAGCGUUACCAAUAUCUUAGCUGGCCAUAGUAGUAACGGCAGUGAUGCCGCAGCCAAAAUUCACGUUCCACUUGAUCGUGGUGGAUCGAGCGCACACACUUCCAUCCUGCCGACAUUCACCUCCAAUGGGCGCGGGUCAUGCCAAGCUUGCUGUGCUCGCAUCGAGCAGUGCCUUGAGCGCAACCUGGGAGCGCUUGAGCCGGACGCCAGUGGUGGCGGCGGUCUGCUGGGGACGGAAUCGCCGUCGAGUCAACCCAUCGUCAGUAUAAGCGUGUUCGACACCGAUAGCAAUCUGAAUGUGUGCAUGUGCUCGCUGUACAGCAGCCAGGCGCAACCCGGUGAGCCGACUGACUGCGACCGGGCGCCGAUCUGCCCGAACUGUCGCAACAUUAUCAAACACCAGCCGGUCGAGCACCGGAAGACGCUCAUCUCGCGCCGGAUGAUGCUGGCGAACGAUAUCAUCGUUAACCGCAUCGACACGCACUACCUCAACACGUACACGACGCUGGCCGGGGCCGGCAACACGAACGGCGCCCCGUUGGACGGGUCGCAGCUGGUGCACCAUCGCUUCGAGCCGUACACGCCCGAGAGUGCGGAGUCGCACUCGCCGCUUCCCGAGUCGUACGAAAGUAGCAAGGGUUCGCGCACCACCACGGAUACCGGCACGGACCGCGGUGAUGGUGACGUUAGUGCCGAAGGAGGAGCGAGCGGCGACGGUGACGAUAGCGGCGUUGUUGCGGUGACGGCCGACGACGACCAGCAUGAUUUCGCUGGGGACGAUGAGGCUACGGCGCUGUCGCUAACCGGCGAUGAGGAGCACCAACCACUGCUAGCGGCCAUCUCCGGUAUGCCGACCACCGGGCCGAUCGAAGCGGACGUAAUUAUCGAACAAGAGUUCCCCGUGCAUCCGCCCGCAGCGAAACCGACCCCGGCCAAGCUGCCAGCGGCCACGAACAAAGGCAAGGAACCGAAUGCAAAGCCGACGGACACCUCGCUCGGUGGCGGAUUCAGUGGUGUCUCACCCCGUCAGCUCAAAUCCCGACUGGAACGGUUGAAACGGAUGGCCGACGAACGCCGGAAGCAAUAUGGCGAGUGGACGCGCAAUCGCUCUAGGUGCGACACCGCUCGAAGCGAGAACAGCAGCUCCGGUACGCUGACCGUGCUGGCGUUGGCUGGCGACGUCGGUAGCGAUGGGGGUGAGGGGGUGUUGCCCACCGCUGAUGCUCCAGUAUUAUCGAUUCCCCCGGUGGAUCACGCACCCGGCGGCUGUGCAGUGAAAGCUAGUAACAAUAACAUUCGUUCGCAAGGCGACAGUGGUGGUCCGGCGUUAGAUGGUACACUCACGGCACCAUCUCGGGACACGCUGCUGGCCGGGGGAUGUUGCCAGGGGAUGUGUAGUAUCCUGUAGUCUAGAUACCCCCUCAAGUGAGAGAUGUGUUGCUUCCAUCCUUCCCAAACAUCUCGUGAAAAAGAACGUGCGCUACACACCAAUGAACGCUAUCAUCUGCGAUGGUAGUCCAACUUACGCGGUAUCACUGUUUAUUUAAUGAACCUCCCCAGUGCUUGCGAUCGUACGCCAGAAUGUAGUACUUACUAAAGAAUAUUCUAAUGUAUUUUCAAACGAGGUAACGGUAGUCAGAGAAAGCAAGGAAAUUACAUGAUGGUUUCGAACUCAGUCACGAAUAACAGCGUUAAUCUGAAACGAACGGCAGAACGCUUACGCUCGCUCCAACUUGAGUACUUACAUUUGCGGUCGUUUGGCGCGUGCGGAAAGGUGUAUCGGUUUCGUUUGUCGUUAGGUUUAUUCACAUUAUACUUUGUCAGGUGUGUGUUGUGUCAGGCAUGUAGGUGGUUUGAUCCGCAACCGCAUGUUAUACCGCAUUAUCUUCCCUAUUUAUUGUACGCUUAACAUAUAUGCCCUACUACUGCUAUUGCUGCUACUCGUACUGCUAUUUGGUAUUGGACUAGGUUUGUUUUUUUUCCUUUCUUUUGUUUAUCCCACAA